CAGGAAUCCCCUCCAAAUUCAUUAUCGUCUUCCCCAAAAUCCACAGUUUCAAUAUCCUCAUCAAUGAGCUCUCCUGUUUCGGGUGUGACCUCACUUGCUCAUGCCGAUCGACGCGAAGGACUGCCCGACUCUUGCUCGCGGCAAGGCGCUUGCGAAUCUGAUAAUCUUAGCAAAAAUGUUGAGUCUCGGUCUGCACCCGCUGGCCGCGAACUUGGAACUGCAUCAGUCUCUACUUCGUCCAGAUCUUCUUCCUCUGCCUCUUCAAUGGAUGACUUCUCAUCAAAAACCUCUUCGUCAGCUUCCUCUAAUGCCUCCUCCGGUUCCACCUCACCUUCUGCCACUGGCAAGCCCUCUCAGACCACUGCAUCAGUGGCUGUGAAUUCUCACCCACAUUCUUCCCGUUCUAUCUCUUAUUCCUCUGCCUCCUCUUCCUGUCGCUCGUCUUCUUCGAGCUCCUCCCACUCCUCAUCUUCAACCGCUACCUCAUCCGGUUCCUGCUCUUCUCGAUCUCAUUCACCUUCUCCCUCUCUCUCUCCUCACUCAUCCAUUUCGCGAUCCGGCUCCGAUUCCUCAGUAGCGUGCUCAUCCACCUCUAGUGCCUCUGCUUCUUCUGUCACAUCUCCCUCAUCUACCUCUACUACCUCACCAUCUCCUGCCCACCGUACCCGACCAUCCCUCAAGAUCGCUAAGAAUUUGGAGGAUUGCGGUUCCUCUGAGGAUGAUGAGCAAGUUGUGGUAGAGCGACAACAUCAGCGACACCAAAGAAAUCAUUCUAAAUUGCAAAAGGACAUACAUGAUUCGAAUCAAGAUAAACUAUUGAUUCGAACUAACCAUGGCUCUGCUACCUUCGUACCCGCUAUCAACUUACCUGCUUUCCAACUUACUUACGACACUCCCUGA
This is a messenger RNA of Protopolystoma xenopodis, 900 nucleotides long. The record is from the annotation of a GenBank genome assembly. Lineage: Eukaryota; Metazoa; Platyhelminthes; Monogenea; Polystomatidea; Polystomatidae.